AUGGACGUCCAGCUCAGUGGCACGUAUACCGUCGUGAACCAUUCAUUCAAGACCCGUAUACGCUUGCCAAACGAGAACCAUUCACAGCCUCUGGUCUGUAUGAGAUCCGCCACGAAUCAACCUGCUGUCGACAUGGAACAGUGGGAGGUGGCGUCUUGCGAAGGCAGCUAUCAUACAUUCUACAACACCAAGUUCUCGUCCUACGUCUCCAGUAUGUUUCCAGUCCAACCAGACACGGAGGUCAUUCGGGACUCCGGGCCAAGGUGGUGGAUUUUAGAAGACUUGUCGCAUAAAUAUGGACCGGGUGCCUAUGCUAUACGGCCGCCCUCUCACCCUCACCUCUGCUGGAGCCUUACAGAUGGAGAAGACCAGACUCCGGUGUGUCUUCGAGAGUACACCUCGACAGCCAGAAAUAUCUGGAAGAUCGUGCAGGUUCCUGGUACCGCUGAACCACGUCCUGAUGGCGCCUCAAGCCCAAUUCGAGAGCCUUCUUCUGCUUCAUCUGGUAGCUGCACGUCGGGUGAUGACAUGUCGACCCCACCUCCGUACAGCGAAUCGUGUAAAGGGGAGCCUGGUAGUCCAGACAGCCCUCUUCCUAAAGCGAUACCACGCUCCAAAUCGGCACCUAUCCCAGACGAUCCACCAGUCAAAAACGCACACGUUAACCCCAACUCGAGAAGAUCAUCGUUGGAUGGGCAGAAGCCCGUCGUCUCGUGUAGCGCGCCACUCGACGAUACUUAUCCCAAGGCGCAUGCCAUUGCUCAGCCUACUUCUCUGCCGAGCCAUAACAUUCCAUCUACACGGAUUUCCCGAGCACGCAGAGGGAAACCGCGUGCGGACCUGAGGAUCUUUCCCCCGGGCAAUAGCCAAAACGAGCUUGGAAACGCUUACCCAAACCCGGAAGCAAAAUACCAGAGGAUCACGCCGAAUAAGGUGGACUGGAAUGCAAGCCGGUUGGAAGAUAGAUGCGACAGCGUGGGCUCCCCAUACGGCACCUUCAACGGUUGGGAACAUGCCUUGGAGGAUCGUUACGUUCCAGACGGCGCACAGAACGUGACGUCUCGAGAAGCGUUCAAUAGGACUCGGAACAUCAUGAUCCACAACGGUACAACACCCACGAAGUCACCGCACGAUUCAGUGCCCAUCUCUGCUCAGGAAAUCGCUGGCAGAAAACUGUCGGCAUCUGGCGUCACGUUGACGUUCACUAAUUACGGCGACGCUGUCGUCCAGGUCGUGGAACAGAAGACUUCUAGAAUGUGGCAAGUCGCCCCUGGCAGUCGUGUGCCUGUACGAUUUGAGGCCAAUUUGCCUCUGCUCUUGACCUUCGUAAUGGGGCAGAGGACCGAAAUGAGAGGGAACCGUUAUACUCGUGAUGAAGAAGUCGACGUCCAUAAAUUCUUCAAGUAA
Postia placenta MAD-698-R-SB12 is the source of this 1407-nucleotide messenger RNA. RefSeq lists its product as hypothetical. Lineage: Eukaryota; Fungi; Basidiomycota; Agaricomycetes; Polyporales; Adustoporiaceae. The coding region runs from base 1 to 1407 and encodes 468 amino acids. The record is from RefSeq and is a predicted model, not a curated record. The transcript has 7 exons.